AUGUGGAAGACUGACCCUGAAGAAAUAACUAUCCUCAUCCAGAGUCCUAUUAAUAGCUAGCUGAUAUACAAUACAGAGGGAAAUAGUAAAUUAAAGAAGGUAAAAAACUUUGGAAACAAAUUUCACUGUCUUGAUCUUGAGAAAAUAACUCUUUUCCCAAGAAGAAAGUAUGGCAUGGAAGUAUCUGGAGACAAGUUAAAUGUAAAGUUUUUGCAAUUGACUAAGUGUAAAAAGACAGUAAAAAACCCACCAGAGGGGUCUAACAAAAAGAACAGAGAGACGGGAGCCACCUUUGGCAUUCCAGGGCGGAGUCCACCACUUGACAGAAACCGAACCCGGAGGCCGGAAAUGGGCGGGCCCGAUUGUUCGGCUUCCGGGCGGAGGCGGUGGGCCUGCCUCCUGUCACGCCCGCAGCCGAGCGCCGCGCCCGCGCCUGCGCAACGGGAGGACCGUGCCCCGGGGCCACUUCCGGGGGCGGGGAGCGUAGGCGAGCGACUGGGUCCGCUUUUUCUUUUCUGUGCGGCGAACGCGGAAGUUCGGGGACUGAGGCUUUUGCAGGUGCUUUUGCAGGUGCUGGGGUUCCUGCGCGGCGUCGGGAGCCAAAUGGACGCGGGCGCGGCGGUGGUUGACGGUCCGGACGGUCCCCGGGAGCGACGAGGCUUGGGCGAGGCUGGGAGGCAGCAGCAGAACCACCAUGUGCAGCCUCAGUGUGGGACAAACGGGCUUCCGAAACCCUCGUACUGGUUGGAUCUCUGGCUCUUCAUCCUUCUAGAUGUGGCGCUGUUUUUCUUCGUGUAUCUUUUGCCCUGACUGGUUUGCUGAUACCUAAAUUAAGAAGUUGACAUCUGGAGUGGAAUCUGAAAAUGACUACAGACUUCUUGAAUAAAGAAGACAGGAAUUGUGCUGCGGCAGAAUUUCAGAACUCUAAGGGAACUUCCCUUCAUUUUACACCUCUGUUAAGUCAUUUGGAAAACUACAUUAAAUGGAUAGUAAUCUCACUCACUCAUAUCUAAGUUCUUAAACUGGACUCUUCAUGUUUAAAAAUUUUCAAACAUCUGAUAGUUUUACACAAGCUGAAUAUAAAAAUAUUCAUAAAAUAAAAAUGUCAUCCCUGUAAGACCUUAAGGGUUGAUUAGGGUUUAAUAUGAUACAGAUAAUAUGAAUAAUAACGUGAGGUAUUUAAAGUAAAUUAUUGAAGAAGGAGGGAAAGAUUUUGAGAGAAGGAACAAAGUGUUCUUGGAAUACAUUGACUCUAUAAAUAACACAAAAACUAUACAGAAAAUGUAAGCCCACCAUGUUGGCCCUAAAUACUCUUUAGUUAUAGAUGAAGUUGGACUGUUAUGAAAUGAUGUCUUGACUGAUAGGUUGACAGAGUCUUGAAGUAGAUAACAAAUAUUAGAAGUUUAGCAUGCAUGUCCUUUUGUAAACUGAAUCCCCUCCCUUAAUUCCUUUUAAACUCUUGAGCUCCCUGAAAUAAGAUUGUGCAUUUCAAACCUCUUUUUUAUUGCUGUUGCUUAGUGUUUGUGGCCAAAACAUAAUGUUUUUAUAAUGUCUGUUGCUUAAAUUUCAGGAAAUCAGCAUAUUUACUCAUUCAACAGUUGCUUGAGCCUUCUAUUGACUAAGCAUAAAAAUUUUCAAUUUAAGAGGCACAGUGACACAAAGAGAGCCGGGUGCCCGUAUCCACUCCCAUCACUCCUCAGAUGCUCCACUCACAAAGGAACUUCCUAAUAACCCUAAAGGGUUUAUAAAUGGACAUUUGAAAUAGGCUCUUAGCACUGAAAUUAGUGGCAAUCAGUAUGUGUGAACUGUCUAAAAUACUUGGAGGUUAGAUAAACUGUAUGUCAUCUACCUUUCAUAAUGAUUCUUGGAGCGAAGUCUAGAAUUGAUUUAGCAGUUAUGCCUGUACAGUGUCACAUCUAAAGAGAACCUUUUAUGGAAGGCACAAUGGAAACAUCUGAACACUGAGUUUAUCAAACAGACUAUGAACUAUUUUUGCACUGCUUACUAAUAAUUUUGUCUAAUAAAUGUUUAUUUCCAUG
Molecule: messenger RNA, 2039 nt
Organism: Lepus europaeus (European hare)
Lineage: Eukaryota; Metazoa; Chordata; Mammalia; Lagomorpha; Leporidae
Gene: ARLN
Product: chromosome 8 C4orf3 homolog
Source: RefSeq, a predicted model, not a curated record